UGUUAUAGAUACAGAUCAUAUACGUAUAUAUAUGUAUAUAUAUACUUCGUAUGAAAUUAUGAUUGUAAUGAACUUGUUCGACAUGCUUUUAGAUUUUUUAUGUUAGAUGUUCUUGUUAAUGAUUCAAUAGAGAAGAGGAAUGCAUGAAGAAGAAGAUGGAUUGGAGAGAGAAGUAGGACUAUGAUGUGAAAAGACUGAAAUACCCCAAGCAUUGUACGUAAGGGGUUUAAUGGCUAAAACUAACAAAAGUUAGUGCGAAGGACUACUGACAACAAGGGACUGUUUGUAAAAAAAAAAAGCGCAGGGAACAAUUUAAUAAUAUGAAGAACCACAUGACCAUUUAUGACAUUUUCUAUAUCAAAUAAAAGUCAAAAUGAAAUCGUUAGUUUUUAAGUAGGUACAACUAGUUUGUUUCAUUUCUAAGCAAAUUUGUAGGGUGUAUCUACCGCAUGAAACAACAUGUAUGUGGCAAAACCAAGGUUUUUCUUGUUGGGGAGAACACAAUGUACUCCUUGAGAUAUCUUAUAUAUAAUCUGAAAACUAUUUAUUGUGACAUUCAUAAAUAAAACACACAAACCAAAUACAAGGAUAUAUAUAUAUAUAUAAACAAUAAAAAAAUAACAGUAAGUGGUUGAAAUGGCAAAAGAAAAUGUGAAGCUUUUGAGUAUGUGGGCUAGUCCCUUUUGUAUGAGAGUGAAGGUUGCAUUGGCAGAGAAAGGUAUUUCUUAUGAAGAGAUAUUAGAGAAUGAUAUCAUGAAUGGAAAGACUGAGUUAUUGCUCAAAUCGAACCCGGUGCAUAAACAAGUUCCUGUCCUCUUGCACGACGAUAAGCCCAUUAUCGAGUCCACUAACAUUGUCACCUACAUCGAUGACUUUUGGGCUGCUAAACCCUUGUUGCCCCCUUGUGCAUACGAGAAAUCACGAGCCAGGUUUUGGGCCGACUACAUUGACCGCAAGGUUCAUCCAGCUGGUCGUGCUAUUUGGAGCGCAAAUGGAGAUAAAGUAGUAACUGCCAAGAAAGACUUCCUUGAUAUCUUGAUGUACUUAGACGGAACUUUGGGUGACAAAGAUUACUUUAAUGGUGACACUUUUGGGUUUGUCGACAUAUUGCUCAUAGGAUUAACCUCAUGGUUUCCUGCUUACGAGAAGUAUGGGGACUUCAAGGUGGCAGCAUGGAUCACACGAUCAUGGGCGAGAGAAACCGUUUCUGAAUCCUUAACUAGCCCUGAAAAGAUAACUAACUUUGUUGGAAUGAUGAGGAAAAUGUAUGGUCUGGAAUAAAUCAACACUAUCUGCUAGUGAAUUCUUGUUUUAUAUAAUAUCUUGUGAGAAUAAGAAUGAUUAAUGCUGCAUUUGAGAUAGAUGGUAGAGAAUAAAAAUGAGUAAAAAUAAAGUUAGUUUUCAAGUUCUGUUUGAAAACAGUACUAAUGCUGUCUUUGAGGGAGAAAUGAGUCGAUUUAUGUUUGUACUUUAUGUCUAUUGUCAUGUUAGA
Molecule: messenger RNA, 1492 nt
Organism: Erigeron canadensis
Lineage: Eukaryota; Viridiplantae; Streptophyta; Magnoliopsida; Asterales; Asteraceae
Product: probable glutathione S-transferase
Exons: 2
Coding region: 637-1281 (214 amino acids)
Biological process (GO): glutathione metabolic process
Cellular component (GO): cytoplasm
Molecular function (GO): glutathione transferase activity
Source: RefSeq, a predicted model, not a curated record